GCGGCCGCUCCGCGUGUGGCUGGUCUCCCGGCGGCGGCGCGGGCACCAUGUCGUGGCUGUUCGGGCUCAACCGGGGGUCUCCCCCCGUGGCGGGGGACGCAGGCCCGGGCGGGGCCGGCCUGGCCCUGCCGCCCCCUCCCUCCGCCGGGGGCCCCGCAGCGGGGGACGGAGCCGGGGACCGGAACACGCCCAAGGACAAAUGGAGCAACUUUGACCCCACCGGGCUGGAGCGGGCGGCCAAGGCGGCCCGGGAGCUGGAGGCCUCCCGCCAUGCAAAAGAUGCUCUUAGUCUUGCUCAGCUGCAGGAACAGACAUUGCAAAUGGAGCAGCAGUCCAAAAUUAAGGAAUACGAGGCAGCCAUUGAACAGCUGAAGAACGAACAGAUCCGGGUACAAGCAGAUGAGAGAAGAAAGACACUAAGUGAAGAAACCAGACAGCAUCAAGCAAGGGCCCAAUAUCAGGACAAACUGGCAAGACAGCGCUAUGAAGAGCAGCUGCGACAGCAGCAACUCCUUAAUGAAGAGAACUUGAGGAAGCAGGAGGAAUCUGUGCAGAAGCAGGAAGCAAUGAGGCGAGCCACUGUGGAGCGGGAGAUGGAGCUGCGGCACAAGAAUGAGAUGCUGCGUAUUGAAGCGGAAGUGCGAGCCCGCGCAAAGGCUGAGCGUGAGAACGCAGAUCUCAUUCGGGAGCAGAUCCGCCUGAAAGCUGCUGAGCAUCGCCAGACGGUGUUAGAUUCCCUCAAGACAGCGGGUACAUUGUUUGGAGAAGGAUUUCGUGCCUUUGUAACAGACUGGGAUAAAGUUACAGCCACGGUGGCAGGUCUGACCCUGCUGGCAGUGGGGAUUUACACGGCCAAGAACGCUACUGGGGUUGCAGGGCGAUACAUAGAAGCUCGACUGGGCAAGCCCUCCCUGGUGAGAGAGACCUCACGCAUUACAGUGCUGGAGGCACUCAAGCAUCCCAUCAAGGUUGGCAAGCGUCUUACCAGCAAGGCUCAAGAUGCUCUUGAAGGAGUUGUUCUCAGCCCCAAGCUGGAGGAGCGUGUGAGAGACAUUGCCAUAGCAACAAGAAAUACAAGAACGAACAAAAGUUUGUACAGGAAUAUCCUUAUGUACGGCCCGCCUGGUACUGGGAAGACUCUCUUUGCCAAGAAAUUAGCCAUGCAUUCAGGCAUGGAUUAUGCCAUCAUGACAGGUGGCGAUGUCGCCCCCAUGGGGCGGGAAGGAGUUACUGCCAUGCACAAGGUCUUUGACUGGGCUAACACAAGUAGGAGAGGCCUCUUGCUGUUUGUAGAUGAAGCAGAUGCGUUCCUACGGAAGAGGGCAACAGAGAAAAUCAGUGAAGACCUAAGAGCGACACUGAAUGCAUUUCUGCACAGGACAGGACAGCACAGCAACAAGUUCAUGCUUGUUUUAGCAAGUAACCAGCCAGAGCAGUUUGACUGGGCCAUCAACGACCGAAUCGAUGAAAUGGUGAACUUUGACCUACCGCAGCUACAAGAGCGGGAGCGGCUGGUGAGGAUGUAUUUUGAUAAGCACGUCUUGAAGCCUGCCACAGAGGGGAAACAACGACUAAAGCUGGCCCAGUUUGACUAUGGGAAAAAGUGUUCUGAGAUUGCCAAGUUGACGGAGGGCAUGUCUGGCCGAGAGAUCUCCCAGCUCGCCGUGGCGUGGCAGGCUGCAGCGUAUGCAUCCGAGGACGGCGUCCUGACUGAGGCCAUGAUCGACGCCCGCAUGACCGACGCGGUACAGCAGCACGAGCAGAAGAUGGAGUGGCUGAAAGCGGAGGGCACAGACCCAAACAAGGAGGCUGGCAAGAGCCAACGGCUGCCUCUCCCCGUGGGGACGGCUGUCUGAGAAGCUGCAGACUGGUGUGCGCGGGGAGGGCCGGGGGAAUGACGUUGGAGGGUCGGUUGGCCGGCCGUGUUGGUGAAAUCAUGUUCUGGGGGUGAGCACCCAGUGGUGCUGCCAUGCAGCGAUGGGAGCUGCCCAGGUCCUGCCCUCUCAAUUUUAUACUUUUAGGGAACACCAGAAAUAAAUGUCUUUUAAAGCAGGCUGAAGAAGCCGCCAAAUUAAAGGAGCCCCCUUGACGCAAAGCCAUUGCCUCGCUGCUAGUCUGUGGCCUUUCUCCUGAGAGCACCAAAGUCAACCCCCUCUGUCAGUGGCAUAGCCAGGGGGAGCGGAGAUUAAAAAAGGCACCACCCACUGGUACUCUCCCGGCGGCGCUCCGGGUCUUGGGCGGCGGGUCAGGCGGCGCUCCGGGUCUUCAGCAGCACUUCAGCGGCGGGUCCUUCACUUGCUCCGGUCUUUGGCAGCACUGAAGGACCCCAGAGCAUGCUGGCCUGUGGUUUCCAAGGAGCACAGUAGCCCGGCACAGCAGCUACAGCCUUCAGCCAUGGCAAGACUCUCCCAACAGCGUGUCCCUGCUGCGCAGCAGACGCUGCUCCGACAGCUCUUGCGUGGCUCAUCUGGGCGCCCCAGCGCUGGGCUUGCCCUGAGCAGCAGGACAUCGUGCUCUUCCCAGGCAGGUCCCAUUCCGUGGCUGAGUUUUAACACAUGCAGCGUGUCAGCACCUGGUGUGAGAUCAGCCAGGGCAGACCCCACAAAAUUCCCCGGUAUCCAAGAGGGCUGUGUAGAAUAAAAUUCCUCCUGAGCUUUUAUCCCCUUCACAUGUGGCACCGUAGAGUAAACCUGCCUGGGCCUUACCUUGGAACUCACCUGGCUGCGUGGAUCUAGGAGAUCAGCUGACACCUGCAUUCCCCAUAGCAGCGAUCUUAGAGGCAGCCCUUGGACUCCGAGCAAGUGGCCGAUGUGGUCUAUGGGGGGACAGUGCGGUGACUCUCUGCUAAAACGAUAGUGCCUCUUGCAGGGAGGAAGGACAGCCCGUGCUAAGGGACUGACUGGUUCCCUGCUGCCGGAGCACAUGUUCCCGUUGUACAGGCUUUGUUCUGGGAGAUGCUGCAUUUGCUGUGUCCAUCCAGCCUCUUGCUGCGCUGUUCGGUUAGGAAGCAGUGAAGGCUUUGACGUGGAUUUUGCUUCCACGUAAUUCUGCCCUCCGACGAGUCUCCGAGCUGGUGGAUCCUAGCAGACAGGUGGCUACAGCAGAAAAAGCACCAGCCCCACUGGCAAAGGAUUGACCUGGCCUUAGACAGAUCUCCUCGUGCCCUACAGCAGGCCCUCCGCCCCCCCGAGGCAGGCUUGCUCUCUCGGCUGAAAGCUGCAUGGGGGGGAGCUGGCCUGGCCAGGGCUGGCUGUCUGGCACCUGUCAGCGGGCAGACAUCUGGCGUGGCAGCUCAGAUGCUGUUUUAUGCCAUGGCAUGAGGGGGGAAGCAAUGGGAGAUGCCCUGGAGCCACUCCUGGCCUGCUGAGCGCUUGACAAGCAUUCCUGUGGCAGGAGCCUGGAGCCCAGCCUCCCUGGAUUGGUGACAUCGAAGCUGCUUGUGAGUCUGCGGGCAGGCCAGAAACAGCCUCUGGUUUUGAGCUGAACUGGGUUUGAACUCCGGAUUCCCGAGCAGCUUUGCUUUCCAAGUUCCCCUCUGUGCCCGCACCCCCCAGAUGCGUUUGCCUGAGCUAAUCCUGUGCCCUGGAGUACCUGGCGGAGGUGCUCUCCCCCGACAGGAACUGACAGCGUGCUAGUCACUGGGAGCUGGCUUGCAGCUUUGAGAAAUGCGUGCUGACAAGGGCUGGGAGCGGGAGGGAUCGCAGUGACUGUGCAGAGACUGGCAGGGUUGGCCUCCCGGGGACUUGAAACAAGCAGCUUUGUAGGGCACCACAAAGGCAUCAGCACUCGUGGCUGCAAAUCCACCUGUCUUAUGCCAUCGUCCGCUCUCGCUACAGCUGCUGGAAGCCCCACCAGCAUCCCUGGAUACUAGGUUGGGCGAGAGAGAAUCUGGCUGCUUGGGGAAACUGUAGCUUCAGAAACUUGCUUAUGUGAGGCUGGUGCAGCUUUUCCGAGUGGCUGGUGUCCAGCUGCAGGGUACUGCAAAGGAGUGCAAGGCUCCUCUUGCUGAGGGCAGGGCAGCAUCUUUCCCAGUAUGCAUUACUAAGCGCUGACAUGCUUUUCAGCGGCCUCUGCUGGCUGCUUCCCUGGAUCUCCCCCAGGCAGCUGUACAGAAAGUCCUCUGGGAUGAAAACCACCUGUUGCAAGACUGCUGUCCAACUCCCAGCACAAUGGGCUAGUGGGGCAGGUGCUGCUGUGCGCUGAGGGCUGGCCGGAAGGGAGGGACAACGCGUUCAUACGGCUCUGACCAGGCGACACUGGGGUGUGUCUGCGCUGUCCGACCAUCCAUUCUCAUCUCUGCCUUUGGAAGGUGACACUUCGGUUGGGGUGGGGAGAAGGGAGGUGUCGAUGCCUUACUGUAUUGUGCUGUGUGCACUUACAGAUGCAGGCAAGGACAUCUCAGGCAGGGUCCCAGCGAUUCGAUCUUGGUGUCAAAGACCGGUGGGUGCGUGGCUUUGGGUGUCCAGGGAAACUGAAGAUCUCUUCGUGCAGCGCUAGCCCUGAGAACGGUGUAAUUACCACAAAGGGGGCAGCCUCUGUCGCUCCUGCAUGUGGCCAGUUUUAUUGCGUGCCCUGCAGUUGAGGGCUGGCAGUGGUGGUCCCCAGGUGAAUUGCAGGGUCCAGCUCAUGAUGUAGGGAGGGCAGAGAAUGUCAGGGUGGAUUUCGUCCUGGGUGCUGAGCACGUGCAGGUCCCUCUGGGCUUGCUCAGCUUCUCUGAAAAUCAGACAGUUUCUCUAGUCUCCCUGUCUGUGAAAUAUGGGGAGGGAGGGGAAUGGUCCUCACCCCCAUUUCGGAAUGGGCUUUGAGAUCUACUGGUGGAAAAGCACCAAGUAUUUACCUGCCUCCUUUGAUGCCACACCCAGUCUUUGCUCCUGUUAGCUCUGCCAGGGCCAAACGGUCUGGGCCCCACUCUGCCUCAUGCAUCAACAGAACUGUCUUAAUGUGUGACACUUCGUUAUUGACGAUUGAUGUAAAAAACACUGCUUGACUCGCUGGUCCCCGCUGGUGUUACAGCACUGGCAGCUUGGCGAGGGUGGGGGAUCAGUCUUUUCCCUUGUAAACUGAGCCCACUUUAGUUGGAAUCCCUGGAAAUGAACAUGGGCCAUCAUUCUUACUGCCCCUCUGUCGUGUCUGUAAUUGCUCAUUAAAUAGAAUCUGUUGAUUUAUUAGGGCAGCCUCAGAUAACUAGUCUCUUCCCAUCCUAAUUAGUUUUUCCUCAAUCACAUUUUUCUUCUAUAAGCUGUAAGAAAGAAGAGCAAGAACACAGCUGGGUAUUCCUCUGGUUUGUUCUGGUAUGAUGUACAUGGAGCCCACAGAUACUAGAAAGAGAAAUGCUGUAUUUCCUACUGUGCUCUCCAGCCGUCUGUUCAUCCCUUUCUAUCCUUCCUUUCCUGUCUUCUGCUGACACCAGUAAAUAGAGAGUGAACACCGCUUAAACCGAGUGAAACAGCACCACAGCUGCUGUGUCCGUGUGUCCUAUGCUGCCUCCCACUGGUUGCCCUCAGUUACGUCUUAAAAACCAAGUGGAGCCAUAGCUCUGGUGACGCAGUUCCAUUUCUCCCCCUUGCUGGCCAUCUUUGUGGGGACGGCGUCGAGUCCAGUUAAAGGCAGUAUGGUGUUGUGGUGGGGAAUUGGAGGGCUGGUGGCAUUCUCAGCCCACCUGAUCGAUGGUGCUGACAGCCAAUUUGGGUGAGGCUUUGCACUAAUUUUUUUUUCUUUGCUGCCAAAUCAGUGGAUUUAGAAACUGCCUUUAAAUGAUAGCUAUUAAUUGGAGGUGCCCUUAGUUUUCCCUUGGAGUUCUGCUGCACAGAAUUUCCGCAUGAAUGAGGAAGGUUCCAUGCCCCAGAGAGCAGCUAUUGCUUCCUGAAUCAGGACAGGGUCUCUGCACCACUGCUUAUGACCCAAUCACUGACUGUAUGAACUCACACACGAUACGAUGGCAGUGAUCUGAUGGCUUCUCUGCAUGUGUUCUGGUGAGUUAAGUGUCACUGUCCAGGCUCUGUGUCUAACUUUUAGGUCUUGUGAUCGUUACUUUUGUAAUUGCCCAAAUAAUUUAACUGGAAAGGGGGAAGAGGGAACAAAAACGUCUAUCAAGUUAUAACCAUUGGUUUUUGUUUUAAUAAAACAAUAUGAAAUUUGA
Messenger RNA from Caretta caretta (loggerhead turtle), 6139 nucleotides. It is a transcript of the gene ATAD3A, whose product is annotated as ATPase family AAA domain containing 3A. Gene Ontology annotation, cellular component: mitochondrion. Gene Ontology annotation, biological process: mitochondrion organization. Gene Ontology annotation, molecular function: ATP binding; zinc ion binding; ATP hydrolysis activity. The record is from RefSeq and is a predicted model, not a curated record. Lineage: Eukaryota; Metazoa; Chordata; Testudines; Cheloniidae.